UACAAUAGCAGAGAAAAAGCAUCUUCCAAUCCAAACCCUGAAAUGGACGACAGAGACAAAUCCGAAAAGAGAAGUAGAGAUCGUCACUACGAACGCCAUCGUGACUCCGAUGACCACCACCCUCGCGACUCUGAUGACCACCGCCAUCAUCGAUCAGACAAGCAUCACAAGCGUGACCCUAAAUCCAGGGAUAGAGAUAAGGAUAGGGCUUAUGAAAGAGAAGGAAGCAAGGACAAAGAUAGGGAUAGGAAUAGUGUUCAAGAAAGAGAGAGUAGGUCGAAGGUGAAACGUGAUGAGGAGAGGGAAGAUUUGGUGGAGCUGGGACACUCCUCGCAAUCUCACAAGCGCAAAGAAAGGGAGCUAAGCAAGGAGAGGAACUUCGAGGAUAAGAAAUUAGGGUUACCAUCGAGAGGAGGGAACAAAGGAAAUUUGGGGAUAAAGUAAAGAAUGAAGAACAAGAAGAGAAAGUAAACGGUGAUGAUAAAAU
Vigna umbellata (rice bean) is the source of this 487-nucleotide messenger RNA. Lineage: Eukaryota; Viridiplantae; Streptophyta; Magnoliopsida; Fabales; Fabaceae. The record is from RefSeq and is a predicted model, not a curated record.